Molecule: messenger RNA, 673 nt
Organism: Vavraia culicis subsp. floridensis
Lineage: Eukaryota; Fungi; Microsporidia; Pleistophoridae
Exons: 1
Source: RefSeq, a predicted model, not a curated record
UUUUAAGCAUGCCCUGAAGCUGAAAGAACUGACAGAUACUGAUAUAAAAUGGCCUGAGAGUACUUCUACGAUUUCCACUAUGACCAUGCUUAACGAUCUAGCUGCAUUGAAGUCUUUAACGGAUCUUACUCUCGAUCGAGUAAGAAAUAUUCACGAAUGGAAGAUUGUCGAGAGCUGUAGAUGUCUCCUGUCAUUGGAUAUAAGGUCGCCCAUUGAUUUCCAACUACAAACAGAUAGCCAUUCACAGUUAUUCAGAACAUUGGAGAUGUUAUUUAUAAGUUUUGACUGCGCUGCCAUACAACAUGUUCGAUUGACAUUUACGAAGCUUGAUCAUAUCUCCUUGAAAAUUACAUCAAAUGAAAGAAGCAAUACUGAUAUUAGUGAGGCAGUGAAUCUUUUCAUGCAAGCAAAUUUUGUGAAUGGAAUUAACAAAUCAUUGACGACCCUUGUUCUUUACCAGGAUUCAUCGUUUGACUUAAUGCUAAUAACGAUAUUCAACUUUCCGGCUCUAACCUACAUGCGGCUUGAGAUAAGCGACCUAUACAACAGAGGAAGAGAUGAAGAAUUUUGCGAAGAGUUCUAUGACCGAAUUUGCACGCGGGUUGAGUGUUUACAGACGUUAACUUUUGUGUUCAAAUGCAGUCAGAGACGUCUUGGAUUUCAAUUCGAUUAA